AUGAAUUCUACUUCACAGAAUGGCCGAGCUACACGCUCAUCUCUCGCCUGUUUGCCCUGUCGCUCACGUCACCUAAAAUGCGACGGCAAGCGACCGUGCUGUACCCGCUGCGCGGAGUUUGGCAAACAGUGCAACUAUGCUCAAUCGCGCAGAGGCGGACUCGACCGGGCGGCCCUGGCUGAGCGGCGCAAGAGACACGCUGUGACCGAAGAGCCUACGGUAUCUGAUGAACUGAGCCCGCAAAGACACACGGUGGUUCAACAGGGCCCGGAAUGUACACCUCCAUUUCUUGAAAUAGACCUCCCGAGUAGCUACGAUCUACUCAAUGGGAUCGGCGUUGGUGAUGAUAUCGCUGGAAUGGCAUCGCCAGCAGCAACCCAAUUGUUUAUCGGCAAUAUCGAGAAAGAUGUCUUGAUCGAUGCAUAUUAUAAGGACUUUCACAAGUUGCAUCCAUUCCUCCCGCCACAAAGGCACUUCUACAGACUUUGCCAAGAUCCGAGCAGACGGCUUAACUUCUCACCACUUGUUGCUAUCAUGCGCUUGGUUGGACAUAUUGUCCACUCGCGAGAAUGGCCAACAUCACUCAAGGACUAUGCCGAGACAUGCUUUUCACAGACAUCACCGACAGAUCCAAUUAUGGUCCAAUGUCGACUCUUAUAUUCGAUGGUGUUGUUCUGGUACGACUAUAAGGCUGAGGCCAAGAUCGAGAUGGACAAAGCAAUUCGCCUUGCUGUUGAUCUACAGAUGUGUCUUCAUGGCUUCGCGACGAAACACGGUGGCGAUGACCCUGUGUUGACGGAAAGUUGGAGGCGCACGUGGUGGAUGCUCUACCUCGUCGACGCAUAUUAUGCUGGGACUCUCGGAACUAUGAACUUAGAAGUCGUGGACAUUGACUCUACCGUGGAACUGCCCUGUGAAGAGUCGGAGUUCGAGUCCGGGAACAUUCCCACGCCUAAAAGUCUUGAAGAAUUUGACUGUCGCGAAUUCACUCCCGAAACCACAUUCUCGUCAUUUGCCUACCUCAUUGGCGCAGUUCGCUGUGCAGCGUCGGCAAUAGCGUCUGCGCCGAAGAUUGCGAGUAAAGAAGACUCAUUACAAAUAAUCCAGGCCGCAGACUCCGGCCUUGAUGGUUGGAGGCUUCUGCUACCGGAGAAUCGCAAGCAAGUCAUGACCAAGACAGGAGAGAUUGAUGAAUUAAUGUUCCAAGCGCACCUGCUUGUCCAUGUAGCCACCAUCGGGUUACAUCGACCAUUCUCAGACCUCAAGUUCAACGCCGUGGAAGAUGUAUCAAGCUGCGCACGAGAACCACCUCUCGACACACCUAGGCCAGACCUCGUCAACGUACACACAGUGCGAGUCCUCCGCUCUGUCGAAGCCCAAAUCCGCCUCCUAGCACUCCCAGUCCGGAAAUUUCACCACACACCAUUCACAACCUGCAUGGUCAGCGAAGGCACACUGGCACUCCUAUCAGCCUGCAACUACCUGUUCAAAGGAAAGGAUCUAGCAACAGCAAGAGACCAGAUCCGCAUGACUAUCGGGUGUCUUAAGGCAUUGGGUGAGAUCUGGCCGCGGACAGCGAGAAAUGUUCGUGAGAUCCAGACUAUUGCCCAUCAUGUGCUGGGAAUUAGGUCGAAGAUUGCGGGUCCGAGCGAUACUCCUAGCUCAAGUGAAGUGCCACCUCUUUUUGGUGGUCAAGAGCAGAGAGGUCUUGGCUCGGAGGGGGAUUCGAGUAAUGGUACUGAUAUGUUGCCUUCACUGGGCUCGAUUGAGGAUCUUUGUGGAUGGUACAAUCUGAGUGAUCUGGAUGAUCUUCCGUGGGGGGUGACUGGUCAAUGA
Messenger RNA from Penicillium atrosanguineum, 1836 nucleotides. RefSeq lists its product as uncharacterized. The coding region runs from base 1 to 1836 and encodes 611 amino acids. Lineage: Eukaryota; Fungi; Ascomycota; Eurotiomycetes; Eurotiales; Aspergillaceae. Gene Ontology annotation, molecular function: DNA binding; zinc ion binding; DNA-binding transcription factor activity, RNA polymerase II-specific. The record is from RefSeq and is a predicted model, not a curated record. Gene Ontology annotation, biological process: regulation of DNA-templated transcription; DNA-templated transcription. The transcript has 3 exons.